UGAAGCGUUGAGCUAUACUGUUACGGGGUCCUGAGGCGCCCAGGUGAUGCCUCUCUUUGUGGCUGAUAAACAAGAUGGCUCCCGUACAGGAGAAGAAGCUCUUGGGUGCCGCCGGGGCGUCCGACACCCUUGAAAACACAAUUGAAGAUGAAGAGGGACAGAACCUAUGGUCUUCCAUUCUGAGCGAAGUAUCCACUCGUUCUUUGUCCAAGCUACCGUCAGGAAAAAACAUCUUGGUUUUUGGAGAAGAUGGCUCAGGAAAAACAACAAUUAUGGCAAAACUCCAAGGAGCUGAACACAACAAAAAUGGGAGGGGACUUGAGUUUUUGUAUUUGAGUGUCCAUGACGAAGACAGAGAUGAUCAGACCCGGUGUAACGUGUGGAUCCUGGACGGUGACCUGUAUCACAAAGGACUGCUAAAGUUUGCCGCCUCUGCUGAGUCACUGACAGACACCCUGGCAAUUUUCGUGGCAGACAUGUCGCGGCCAUGGACCAUCAUGGAAUCGAUACAGAAGUGGGCCAGUGUCCUGCGUGAACACAUUGACAAACUCAAGAUCGUGCCAGAGGAGAUGAGGCGGCUGGAGCAGGAAUUGGUGAAGCACUUCCAAGAGUAUGUAGAACUAGAGGAGGCAUCGCAGGGGUCUCCACAGAGACGAGGGCACCCAGUAUCGGGGACAGAAGAUGAGGAAGUUGUCUUGCCACUUGGAGAGAACGUACUCACGCACAACCUGGGCAUUCCAGUGCUAGUAGUUUGCACAAAGUGUGAUGCUGUCAGCGUGCUGGAAAAGGAGCAUGACUACAGAGAGGAGCAUUUUGACUUCAUCCAGUCCCACAUCCGACGGUUUUGCUUACAGUAUGGAGCUGCAUUGAUUUACACUUCAGUUAAAGAAGAAAAGAACCUAGACCUCCUUUAUAAAUACAUUGUUCACAAAAUGUAUGAUUUCCAGUUUACCACACCUGCCUUAGUGGUAGAGAAAGAUGCAGUUUUCAUCCCAUCUGGAUGGGACAAUGAGAAGAAAAUAGCUAUCUUGCAUGAAAAUUUCACAACGGUGAAACCUGAAGAUGCUUUUGAAGACUUUAUUGUAAAGCCUCCUGUAAGAAAGCUGGUGCAUGAUAAAGAAGUUGCUGCAGAAGAUGAGCAGGUUUUCCUUAUGAAGCAACAGUCCUUGUUAGCCAAGCAGCCUGCCACACCAACAAGAGCAAAUGACUCUCCGGCAAGAGCUCCAACUGGCUCUCCUCGACCCUCAAGCCGCUCUGGACCUGCCAACGUAGCCAGUGUGUCUCCAAUGACGGCCGUGAAAAAACCAGAUCCGAAUAUGAAAGGUGCUGCAGCGAAUGAGGGUGUGCUGGCUAACUUCUUCAACAGCUUAUUGAGUAAAAAGACAGGCUCUCCUGGGAGCCCCAGUGCUGGAGGAGUGCAGAGCUCUACCAAGAAAGCAGGGCAGAAGCCAGUUUUGACUGACGUUCAGGCGGAAUUGGAUAGAAUGACUCGCAAACCAGAUUCCAUGUCGGCCAACGACACUUCCCCAACAGAGAAUGAAGACUGAGUGUACCUGCCGCAUUGUCCACUAAAAACAUACGACCAAAUUGUAACUGUAUACAAGUCCACAACAGACAAGGAUUUUGUCGAAUAUGGCAGAUGGCCAUUUUUUUUUCCCCCGGAAAGUAUGGGAGGAGGUUAGGGCAACGUUUUUAAAGGGCAUCACAUAUAUUAAGGCAUAUCAAGUAAUACAAUGUGUGCACUCACUGAAAGGUAGCAAAAUCCCCUGUGUCUGAAUGCCGUUAUAGCUUCUGAAAGCUCUUUCUACCCUCCCUGUGACCAGAAAACGGAUGCAGUUUUGUUGGUGCAAUGGCCCUUGUGGAAGAAAAUACAUAAAAAAAAAAAGGAAAACUGGCCUAAAAUAUUUGUUUUUCAUUAAAAUGUUUUAUAGGAAAAAAAAAAUUGAAUAUAGUUACACUAUUAAUCUCCAGUAACUUAAUGACACUAAUGUGGCAAACAUUGACUGAUGGCAUAUGAGGUUGUGCUGUACUGAAAGAGCAGGGAAGUAGUUUCUGUAAAUAUAAUUAAGAUAUUACAUUAAUUAACGUAAGCUUCAUUUUCUUCGGAAUAAAAAACAAUUAACACAAAUAUCAUGAGAAAUAUAUUAAAGAAAAAAAAAUGCAUUGUAAUGUUUAUAACGAUUAGAUUGUAUGAUGGACAUUCAGUCUGCUGUUGACAGGAGGGAAUUACCUGCUAUAGCUACAAGUGCCUGGCACAGUUUACUGUAAAUGUCAUAGUAGGUGAUUGAAUCAAAUGUGCACUGUAGUACAGAUGGUCACUUUUUUUUUUUUUUUUUAAACUGGAUCUUUUUUUCCUUAUUUAUUUUGUUUUGUUAUACCAAUCCAAUGCAUUUAUUUUUUUAUUUUAUAAAAGUUGGCUAUCAUUUUAAUGGUUUUUCAGUGGUGUCUUCUUUUAAAUGAAGUGAAGAGUUAACCAUAAAACACUCAGAUGAGGUCAUUCACCUGUGAAAGGACUGUUGUAGAUUAGUUUUGUGGGCUGAUCGGGUCUUCAGCUCUUUAGGGUAUUAACCCAGUAUUCUAAGUUGAGUGGUAAAACAGUUAGCUUGCAUAGAACUAGGUGAAACAUAGCUUGACCUAAUAGGAUUUAGCUCAGUAACAGUGGAAAGAACAGAAUAUUAGGCCCAUGAAAAUUUGGGGGGUAUAUAUUUUCCCUGUAAAGUGUCAUUUGAACUUUUAGUCAUUAUUUAAGUAUUUUUUCAUACAAAUUCAUUCUCCUGACAAUUCAUGUAAUGGUAGUGUGCCAUUAAUUCUAACAUUCCCAUUUUUAGAUGAGUCUGGUGCAGUACUUCAAAACCUGACCCUUUUUUUCUUCUGAAUAUAGAUGGGUAUCAACAGAGAUGACUACAUUUUUGUCCAGGUGUUAAGGUCAAUUAAAACUGGUUAAACAGAAGUUCCCCAUACAGCUUUUGGCACUCCUUUAAACCUCCCCACUUUCUCAGUUGGGUUUAGUUGUAAAUCUCAAUUUGUGUGAAUCUAAAUAACUUUAGAUUUUUUUUUUUUUUUUUUGGCUAUGGAUUCCAAGUAUUAGGUUUUACUGACACUAUGUAAAAUAUCAGAAUGUUUAGGAUUACAAAAAUAACCAUGUUGUGAAGGUGUCAAGCUGUUUUUAUACCGAUUUCUCUUUGGGUAUAUGUGUGUGUAGUUUGCAAAAAAAAUCUGUAACAUCCGAAAAAAUCACUUUCGGCAAAUUCCCCUUGUAAUGUAGCUAGAUGCAAGAAUAAUUAAGUAUUUGAUUUGGAGUCUUUCACAAACUGCUCUAUGUUGUACAUCCACCCUUGCCCAAUCUGGAUUCUUGAGUCAGGUAAAGCAGCUGAAUGCUUUUCAAUAAAAGCAAAUACAGUUCCUUAAAAAAAUGAAAAUUGGAACCUGGAACCAAAGACGUCUGAGUGGAAAUGGCCCAUCGUUUCAUCAAAUAGAAAUAUCCCUGGUCAAGCUCUGGAGUAGCCAUCAUUCCACAGCUGAUUCUAUGUUUAUUGAAAUGGCACAUGCAUUUAAUGUGUAAACACUACUAGUGUUGAAUUCACUGUGUAAUAAUUUUGCUCUUAAGGGAAAACCACAAGUCAAGUUGUGUAGAGUCUGCUUUCUGUUGCAUGAACGAAUUUGUUGUACUAAAAAAGAAAUAUGUCUGGAUCUGUUAUUUAGCAAAUGUAAGCAGUAAUGUAUACCACUGAUGCUGGGCAUAACUUAGCCUAAUGUGUAAAGGCUGUGGCUUUAAGUCAAAACACAAUACUCAAGAAAACUAGGAGUAUUAUCUUGCAUUUUAAAUGAGCAGUCUCCUGAUUUAUCAAGCCAGCACUUGUAAUGUUACCCCAAAUAAUUGUUUACAUUUAUUUCAUUUAAUAUUUAUCAGGAAUAUCCUGGCAUUUUCCAAUCAAUGUAUUUAAUUGGAUAUGUAUAACAGGUUAUUUUGUUAAAAUUGACUCAUUUGUAACCAAACAAAAACUGGAAUGUGUCUUGUUAAUCGUGCUCAUUUCCACGUGUCCCAAGGAAUCCUAAAAAUAUUUGUUCUCUCCCCCCCCCCCCCCCCCCCCCCCCCAUCCUAUUUCAAGGGACCACAUGUUAUGUUUGAAGGGGAGGGAGAUUAAGAAAUUAAUUGUCCUGCUGUCCCACCAUUUUUUAAACCCCUUAAUGAGUGGAUGCUCCUAGUUAUUCACUGGUUAAAACUGUCUAAUUUUUAUAUAUCAGUCCAUGAUAAUGCAUUACCAACGUCUCACCAGCUUUGGAACACUGCACAGUUUGGUUACCAGUAUUUGGAAGCAUUAGAAACUAAAGUGCAAAAAAAUGUUUAAGGCCUUUUAAUUUUCCAAGUUCAUUUAGGACAUUGUCAUUUUAUCUACAGGGUUGUAAUUGCAUAGCAGACAGUAGUUCUGCUUAGCCCUGAAGUAAAGAUACCUGUACAUUCUAAGUUAAUUAUUUUUUUAUUAUUUAAGAACAGUAUAAUCUUUCCCAGUGAAAGAUGAUUACUAUUAGGAAGAUCUGGCUAUAAUAAAGGAAGCUGUGUAUUUGGCAUAAACAUCAAAUAAAAAUAACUUUUAAUGCUGCUUGAAUUCAAAUUUGCACUUGAUUUUUUUUUUUUAAUUGGCAUUGUACAAAAUGAAGACUUUUUGUAUAGAAUUGUAUUUAAUUUAACUAAGUUAAAAGUGACUGCUCUGUACAUCAUAACUAACAAAAUAUACAUGCUUGUAAAAAAACAAAAAAAAUAAAAAGGAAAGGAAAAAAUAAA
Acipenser ruthenus (sterlet) is the source of this 4783-nucleotide messenger RNA. RefSeq names its product cytoplasmic dynein 1 light intermediate chain 2-like. The coding region runs from base 75 to 1547 and encodes 490 amino acids. Gene Ontology annotation, biological process: microtubule cytoskeleton organization; microtubule-based movement. The transcript is spliced from 13 exons. Gene Ontology annotation, cellular component: cytoplasmic dynein complex; centrosome. The record is from RefSeq and is a predicted model, not a curated record. NCBI's taxonomy places the organism in Eukaryota, Metazoa, Chordata, Actinopteri, Acipenseriformes, Acipenseridae. Gene Ontology annotation, molecular function: dynein heavy chain binding.